AUGUCUCUGAAGUUGACUGAAUUGCUCCCUGCCCCUUCCGCUAUAACUGACGAGUAUUCCCAAGUUCGUCGAGAUCCAUGGUUUCGUGGACGAGAAGACGCACUGCCCACUUCUACAGCCAUUGUUGUAAAGGAACCGCCUCCUUAUGGACGUCGUCAAGGGUUCAGACCACGUAAUGUUGAGGUGGUUUACACAAAAUUGGCGGAUAUGCGCGCCAAAGCAUGGGAUGAGGAUGAUGAGGAUAUCCAACGGCCUGAUGAGGAAACGAUAGCCGAGCAAACCGAGAAGACCCGAUUAGCAUUGGAAAAAAUAACGGAAAGCAAGGUAGCCUCAGCUUUACCUGUACGUCAUGCCGAAAAGCAAGCACCUGCUCAAUAUAUUAGAUAUACACCUAGUCAACAAAGUCAGGGCCAUGCUGCAGGUUCACAACAGCGAAUCAUUCGGAUGGUGGAAGAGCAGAAGGAUCCUAUGGAGCCUCCGAAAUUCAGAAUAAACCAGAAAAUUCCCCGAGCUCCUCCUUCACCUCCAGCUCCAGUGAUGCAUAGUCCUCCCCGAAAGGUUACAACGAAAGAUCAAAAUGACUGGAAAAUUCCGCCUUGCAUUUCAAACUGGAAGAAUCCUAAGGGUGAGAUCUGA
This is a messenger RNA of Ostertagia ostertagi, 636 nucleotides long. Lineage: Eukaryota; Metazoa; Nematoda; Chromadorea; Rhabditida; Trichostrongylidae. The record is from the annotation of a GenBank genome assembly.